AUGGGCUGCGGCGCAUCGAAGUCUCCCUCCGUCGUGUACGUGAACGGCAGGCCAACGUUCGAGGGUGACGAGGUGGUGAAGGGGUUUGACGAGGGCAAUGGCCUCCUCUUCCGCAUCGUGAAUAACAAAAAGAGGCAGUGGGCUUACUACAACGACACCACCGAGUACGAGAUGCACGUGAAGGUGAAUUUUGGCGAGGACUGCGACAUCAGGGCUCUUGGCAAGACGCAUCUGGAGAAGUUGGAUUCAGGUGAGUACCUGGCGACAGUCGUCAUCUACCCGUGCGAGACGGAGAUGUUUAUUGAGGGCCGUGUG
Trypanosoma rangeli is the source of this 315-nucleotide messenger RNA. RefSeq names its product calpain-like cysteine peptidase. Lineage: Eukaryota; Euglenozoa; Kinetoplastea; Trypanosomatida; Trypanosomatidae. The transcript has a single exon. The annotation marks the transcript as partial. The record is from RefSeq and is a predicted model, not a curated record.